Hyaloscypha bicolor E is the source of this 504-nucleotide messenger RNA. RefSeq lists its product as uncharacterized. The record is from RefSeq and is a predicted model, not a curated record. Lineage: Eukaryota; Fungi; Ascomycota; Leotiomycetes; Helotiales; Hyaloscyphaceae. The transcript has a single exon. Bases 1 to 504 code for a protein of 167 amino acids.
AUGAAUCGUAUCGUACUUGUAAUCACUAUUUUAUUUGGUUACGGCUUCGCUCAGUCUGGUAGAGCUGAGAGCAGUACUUUUGAACAAGCAGAAGCAACCGUGGAGAUUCAAUAUGGUGGUCAAGUGGGCUCUGGUAUUAUUCUGUUAACAAGCGAUCCGGCUUCUGGUACGGCCACUGCAACCCCGAACUCGAGGGCAACUGCACAGAGUACGGCUUUCCUGGUGGGAGCCGGGACACCAUUGUCCUCUUCUACUCUGUUCAACACACCACCAGUAUUUGGGACCAGCCGAACGCAGAUGAUUAACGAUACAGCUCUAAGUCACUACCUAUUCCCAACGGCUACAGGUUCUUCCCAAAUAAUGCCUGGAACGGCUACUCAAAGUUUAUCGGAGCCAAAUACUUCCAGCCCUAGCCCAACCCUUGUGUCUGGGCCGGGUAUACGGCUUGCUAUCACUUGGUCUCAUGUGUUCUUUUGGGCAGCGAUAGUAUUCAGUUUUCUUUGA